Camelina sativa (false flax) is the source of this 643-nucleotide messenger RNA. Lineage: Eukaryota; Viridiplantae; Streptophyta; Magnoliopsida; Brassicales; Brassicaceae. The record is from RefSeq and is a predicted model, not a curated record.
AGAAUUAUCAUUCAAAUGCAUAUUAAUCAUGUUCUUUUUCCAUGUAUAUAAGACUGUUGAAAAUGGUGGAGUCGAGCCUAAUAUGCUGGCUUUCAUUGAGGAUGUUUAUAAAAGUAAGAAAACUGGCAAGAUUGUCUACAAGAAGGCUAAGCAGAUUGUGGAGACUUUAAAAGAACAGGUGAAUGACCUCCAAUCUAAAGAGCCACUUGAAGAUGGAUUGGUUCAGCCUCUCUCUUGUCCUGAGAUAAACGAUUUGGUUCGCAAGGCAAUACCCAAAAAAAAGGGUAACCGAUUUGGAUUUGGAUCUCUCCCAGAUCAUGAAGAGUUAGAUGCUCCCUUCUUACCCAGCUUGGACCAUGAAAAGAAGUUAGAAGAAGCAUACAACAAGAUUUCUGAGUUAGUUAAGGAGAAAGAGGAAGAUACCAAGACAAUCCAGUACUUGAAGGAUGUUACUGAGAAGCUUCUCAACAAAUUUCCAGACUGUCGUCCAGCUGAAGAAGAAGAAGAUGAUGAUGAAACUCAAAAUUAAAGUGUUUUAGUUUGGCUGGUUUUUUGGUUGUAUUAGUUACGGUUAAUAUAAGAAUCUAUUAAUGUGGUUUAAUUGACAAUAACUUCUAUUUAUAUAUUUUUGGUAUUUUCUGAU